AUGGAAGGAUAUAGCUACCCGUACGCCUCACCCUUUUCCCCUCCAGCACCCGACAGACACUUUCCCGACCAUGGGGACUGCUUGGGAGAUUAUUAUGAACUGGGAUCGAUUCCAGAAGAUAAAAAUAAUAGAAGAAAAAGCCGACCGAAACAAAUGAAGACAAAAAGGGAACGCGGGGCGAACAGAUCAAGAUCUAAGAGCAGAACGUCACUAUCUGACCGUUCUCAUGUCGGGUCAGUCUCCAGGUCAGCAUCAGGAUCGCGGUCGCAAACUCGAUCGCCAUCGCGUAGUCGCCGAUCGGGAAGUAUUCGGGACUUGACUGUACGCGAACCGAGCUUUCUCGACGCUUUUCGCGUUAUGUAUUUGACACCCAGUAAGCACAAGAAAAGUACUACCAAGUAUCUAGCUACAAAAAAACGACUUGAUAGAAUCCAAGAGAUACUGAAAAGUGACGGGCUCGGUUCGAAGCGGUGGUUACUCUACCCCAGGCCACAGCGUGACCACAAAGUCCCAGACAACACCAAAGUCCCCGCAACGAUGGUGCCGCGAGAUUGUGACCAUAGAGUAAAAAUCGACGGUCACUUCUUCCGGAAAUACAAGCGAAGCAAACACGUCGAUAAAGACGCACCGAUUGCUAAACUCAAACGCUGGGAACUGAUGUUUUAUAAGAAGCUAGGUUUUAUUCAGCCUUUAUAG
This is a messenger RNA of Leptosia nina, 696 nucleotides long. The record is from the annotation of a GenBank genome assembly. Lineage: Eukaryota; Metazoa; Arthropoda; Insecta; Lepidoptera; Pieridae.